This is a messenger RNA of Heterostelium album PN500, 678 nucleotides long. Its product is annotated as Rcat domain-containing protein. Gene Ontology annotation, biological process: ubiquitin-dependent protein catabolic process; protein polyubiquitination; positive regulation of proteasomal ubiquitin-dependent protein catabolic process. Bases 1 to 678 code for a protein of 225 amino acids. Lineage: Eukaryota; Evosea; Eumycetozoa; Acytosteliales; Acytosteliaceae. Gene Ontology annotation, molecular function: ubiquitin protein ligase activity; zinc ion binding; ubiquitin conjugating enzyme binding. Gene Ontology annotation, cellular component: cytoplasm; ubiquitin ligase complex. The record is from RefSeq and is a predicted model, not a curated record. The transcript has 3 exons.
AUGAUCGUUCUCUCAGAGAAUUGCAAGCAUGAGAUGUGUCGAACCUGUCUGCAAAAGACAUUGGAGAUGGAGCUCGAGAGAAACGGUUACGCUUCCUACAAGAUUGAAUGUCUAUGGUGUCCAAACCUACUGUCGAUGUCAUUGAUUCAGGAGAUCAUGGGUGACGACGCCGAGCGCAAGAAGAAACUGAACAAUAUCUACUGGGUGUGUCCACAGUGUGAUAAUUUAAUAUAUAUAGAUACAACCACCAACUACAGUCUCACAAGUUUAGCAACACUCCAUCAUCCCAUACCAAAAGGUAGUUUUCAAGUUAGGUGUACUUCAUGUCCAUAUGUAUUGUGUACGAGCUGUAAUGGAACACAUCCAUGGACUACUCCAUGCAAAGACUAUCUGGCAAACAACGAAGAUGCACUAAAAUCUUAUUUAUGGAAAAUUCAAAAUACAAAGAGAUGUCCAAAAUGUUUUGUUUUUAUAGAAAAAAGAGGUGGAUGUUCAUAUAUGGUUUGUUUUAGAUGUGGAUUUGAAUUUUGUUUUGAUUGUUUAAGACAAUAUAAAAACUUUCAUCACUGUGAUAAUGAAAUGGUAUUUUUUAAAUUACUAUUUAUGUUACUCUCAAUAAUCGGAUCAUUCUACAUUGUAUAUACAUUAAAACAACUAAGUAGAACAUUUAAAGAUUAA